CUGAAGUUUCUGACCGUUCCUGUUACUCUGAUGUCCCUCAUAUCGAUGGCGACGGCACUCAGCAUUCCCGCCCAGCUGCAGCUGGCCGACACGUGAGUCCAGCCGAUCUAUUAUAAUAUCAUGAUUGCAAGUUGGGAGGCUGACCAUCUACUCGUAUUAGCGCUGUCGAUAGAUAUAAGAUUCUCCGCAACGACAAGGACUUUGUCUUUGACUUUGACAAGGCUACUUUCCCUAUGGCCAACCGAAAGACCUUUCCCGCUCUCGUCGGGACGAACCUGGCCUUGGCCAUUGCAGAAAUCGAAGGUACGCACCAGACGACCGGCGGGGCGAAGAAAUGCCAGAUAAGAAGAGGUGAGGAAGCUAACCAAAGAAACUAUCUUGAAUUGUAUUAUGGAGAGAAAACAGGCUGCAGCAUGGCCUCGCUCCACAUCCACCCGCGCUCGGCCGAGAUCUUCGUCGUGCUCUCGGGCCGCGUCGUGACCGAGAUGAUCCCCGAGGCCGGCGUGCUCGGGGCCGACGGCCGGCCGCGCACCAUCCGCACCGAGCUGGCCGCCAACCAGACGACCAUCUUCCCCCAGGGCUCCUUCCACGCGCAGUACAACCCGGACUGCGCCCCCGCGCUCGCCGUCGCCGCCUUCAGCUCUGACGACCCCGGCGCCGCCCUGGUCGUGCCUCAGGCCUUUGAGCAGACCGACGACUUCGUCGUCAACUCGUUCGGCGGCGUCAUCUCUGCCGCGGACCUUGCCAGGUUCAGGGCCGCCAUCCCUCAGGGGGCCAUCUUCGACGUCGAGGCCUGCCGGAAGAAGUGUGGGCUGUAGGAGAUCAGGUAGUUCCGCUGGUCUCAGGAGACUGGUUCCAGCUUUGUUUUGCUGCUACCUACUUAUCGGCUGGUUGUCUGCACAU
Messenger RNA from Thermothelomyces thermophilus ATCC 42464, 903 nucleotides. RefSeq lists its product as uncharacterized. The transcript has a single exon. NCBI's taxonomy places the organism in Eukaryota, Fungi, Ascomycota, Sordariomycetes, Sordariales, Chaetomiaceae. Bases 414 to 818 code for a protein of 134 amino acids. The record is from RefSeq and is a predicted model, not a curated record. Gene Ontology annotation, cellular component: cell wall.